This is a messenger RNA of Camellia sinensis, 609 nucleotides long. NCBI's taxonomy places the organism in Eukaryota, Viridiplantae, Streptophyta, Magnoliopsida, Ericales, Theaceae. The record is from RefSeq and is a predicted model, not a curated record.
AUGACUCAAGAUUUCAUGAAGCUUGACCAUUUUGAUGGAGGAAAUUUCCGACGCUGGCAAAAGAAGAUGCACUUUUUGCUCACCACUCUCAAAGUGGUCUAUGUGCUAACUACCCUAUAUCCAACGAAGCAAGAAGAUGAGACUGUGGAGCAAACCCGUGCCAGAACCAAAUGGGAGAAUGACAACUACAUUUGCCGAGGACACAUUCUGAAUACGCUGUCAGACUCUCUAUUCGAUGUGUAUCAACAUCUAGAAAUGGAAAAACAACUCUUGGACUUAUUACAGUCAAAGUAUCUCACCAAGGACGCCACCAGUAACAAAUUUCUUGUUAGUAAUUUUAUGUGUUUUGCAAUGAUUGAUAUAAAGCCCAUUAUGGAUCAAUUCCAUGAAAUCCAACAUAUUCUGAGUCAAUUUCGACAAAAGAAUAUGAACAUGGAUGAAUCUAUUGUAGUUUCAUCAGUAAUAGAGAAACUGUCAUCUUCUUGGAAGGAUUUUAAGAAAACUCUGAAACACAAAAAGGAAAAUCUUACUUUAAAGGAAUUGGCUCAACACCUCCGAGUUGAGGAAGAGUCAAGGUUACUUGAAAGUAAAGAUAACCAAUUGCCUUAG